AGUCAUCGUAUUAGGUAUAUUAAUCUUAUACUUUUUACGUUGGAAAAAUGACCAUUUUUUAUUAUUAAUCAGUUUGAUUAAGUAAGAUAUUCAUAUUUAUUUGUUAUGUAUUAUCUUUCAUUCUAUCAAGAUUUGUCUUACGAAAGUAGACCUUCUGAAAAAUCCCUACCAACUUUUAUUUUUCGUUCAGGCAUAAAAACUGUUCUUGGUUGAAUAGAAAAGCUGAAAUACACGUGAGUUUCCGCACGCAACAGAUAUAUUGAUGCAAUCAUAAGAGUUAUCCCGAUAGUGUGACACGCCGGUAAUCUUUCUGUAAAUUCAAAAGUGGUAGGAGGUGACCGUUUGUAAGUUUUAUACGUUCAACGUAAUACUCAACCAUCCAGUCUUUCGCUUUCUCUACGGUGUCGUGAGUCGUUUAAUCCCGCGAUUCUAUGUGACCACGUGUUACCACUUGUUUGUCUGCCAAUUUCCGCAGUUACAGGACCUCCGACAACAGCAUGAGAAAAGUAUUUAAUUGGUCAGUGAACAUCAUCAGGGAUUCAAUAAAAAAAAUCGAUAACAGAAAUAUAUCAGGUUAAAAAUAUAAUAAAAAUGGCAGUUCUACUUGGAAGUGUUAUUGGAGCAAUCAAAGCUGCUGGAUUAUUAUUGACUGGAAAGUUAGCGAUACUUCCAAUUUUAAUAGCUGCAUUGGCUUAUUAUAAUUAUGAUCUGAUGGAUCCAGAAAAUCACCCUCAAGUGACGAAAAAUUUACGACGAAGUUAUGAUUUUAUUAUAAUAGGAGGUGGAAGUGCAGGAAGUGUUUUAGUUAAUAGACUCACAGAAAAUCCUAAGUGGAAUGUUUUGCUCAUAGAAGCAGGUGGACAUGAAACUGAAAUUACUGAUGUGCCAAUACUCUCCCUUUAUUUACAUAAGAGUAAAAUUGAUUGGAAAUAUAGGACGCAACCCCAGUGGUCAGCAUGUCAAGCUAUGGUUGAUCAACGUUGUUGUUGGACUAGGGGAAAGGUCUUAGGUGGUUCUAGUGUUCUAAACACAAUGCUAUACAUCAGAGGCAAUCGUCGAGAUUUUGAUCAAUGGGAAAGUUUUGGAAAUCCAGGAUGGGGUUAUGAAGAUGUUCUUCCGUAUUUCAAAAAAUCAGAAGAUCAGCGAAAUCCCUAUCUGGCUCGUGACACGAGAUACCAUAGUACAGGAGGAUAUUUGACAGUUCAAGAAUCUCCUUUCAAUACUCCACUCGGUGUGGCAUUCUUACAGGCAGGUGAAGAAAUGGGAUACGACAUCGUAGAUGUUAAUGGAGCACAGCAGACAGGUUUUGCGUUGUGGCAAUACACGAUGAGAAGAGGAACGCGGUGCAGCACAGCGAAAGCAUUUAUAAGACCAAUUCGAUUACGUCCAAACUUCCACCUCUCACUAUGGACUCAUGUCACAAAAGUUCUCAUUGAUCCAAAUACAAAACAGGCCUAUGGAGUUGAAUUUAUUAGAAAUGGCCGCAAGGAAACUAUUUAUGCUAAAAAAGAAGUCAUAUUAUCAGCUGGAGCAAUUAAUUCACCUCAGUUAUUAAUGUUAUCUGGCAUAGGUGAUGCUAAUCAUUUAAGAGAAGUUGGAAUCAAUCCAAUAGUUCAUUUGCCUGGAGUAGGCCAGAACUUACAAGAUCACAUUGCUGUUGGUGGAUUAGCUUUCUUGAUAGACUAUCCGAUCAGUAUAGUGAUGAAUCGUCUAGUGAAUAUUAAUUCAGCUCUGCGUUAUGCCAUAACAGAAGAUGGUCCAUUAACAUCAAGUGUCGGCUUAGAAGCCGUUGCCUUUAUUUCUACUAAAUAUGCAAAUCAAACUGAUGAUUGGCCGGAUAUAGAAUUUAUGUUGACCGCAUCAUCUACCAAUUCCGACGGUGGAACUCAGGUAAAAACUGCCCAUGGACUCAGCGAUGAUUUUUAUAAUCAAGUUUUUAGAGAAAUAAAUAAUCGAGAUGUAUUUGGAGUAUUUCCAAUGAUGCUUAGACCCAAGUCUCGAGGGUACAUUAAAUUGAGGUCGAAGAAUCCUCUGGAACAUCCUCUUAUGUAUCAUAAUUAUCUGACACAUCCGGAUGACGUUAAUGUACUGAGAGAGGGUGUAAAAGCAGCUAUCGCCCUUGGAGAAACCGCAACUAUGAGAAGGUUUGGUGCUAGAUUUCACAGUAAACCACUUCCUAAUUGUAAACAUUUACCUUUAUAUACUGAUGAAUAUUGGAAUUGUGUUAUUCGACAAUAUACCAUGACAAUAUAUCACAUGAGUUGUACUGCUAAAAUGGGACCAUCAACAGAUCCCAUGGCAGUUGUUGAUCCAGAAUUACAUGUAUAUGGAGUCAAAGGGCUAAGAGUUAUUGAUGCAUCUAUUAUGCCAACGAUUACUAACGGAAAUAUUAAUGCUCCUGUCAUUAUGAUAGCAGAAAAAGGAGCUGAUAUGAUUAAAGCGGAAUGGUCGACAAGGUGGAAAAGAAGUAUUAAUGCUUCUUACGUAUGAAAACAUUGAUUUUAUGAAUAGAAACAUUAGUAUUCUAUUGAAAAUUCAGUGUACAAACCUUAGUUCAUUAUUCAGAAGUAUUUAUGUUUGUAAAAGUCAAUAGAGUAAAAUUAUUUUAUCGCAUUUUCAAUUGAAAUUUUUUUUUUAAUGAGUUAUGUAACAUUAUUUUUACAUCACAUUUCGACUUCUUUUAUAACGUUGAAAGAAGGAAAAAUAUAAUACUGAAGAGAACCAUUCAAUUGAAUACCGAAAACCUGUUUGAAAUUUUAGGAAAUCAACUUUUUCUAAAUCAAUGAAAUCAUCAAUUGAUGGGUAUAAUUUUUUAAUUAAUUAUUUAGAGUAAAAAAUAUCUUUUUUG
This is a messenger RNA of Chelonus insularis, 2848 nucleotides long. Its product is annotated as glucose dehydrogenase [FAD, quinone]. Bases 592 to 2490 code for a protein of 632 amino acids. The record is from RefSeq and is a predicted model, not a curated record. Lineage: Eukaryota; Metazoa; Arthropoda; Insecta; Hymenoptera; Braconidae. The transcript has 4 exons. Gene Ontology annotation, molecular function: flavin adenine dinucleotide binding; oxidoreductase activity, acting on CH-OH group of donors.